Molecule: messenger RNA, 1003 nt
Organism: Punctularia strigosozonata HHB-11173 SS5
Lineage: Eukaryota; Fungi; Basidiomycota; Agaricomycetes; Corticiales; Punctulariaceae
Exons: 5
Coding region: 104-877 (257 amino acids)
Source: RefSeq, a predicted model, not a curated record
CCACCCUCAUACCGAGGACCGCGAUGCCAAUGAAACGCUGCACGACAUAUCAAACUCAGCUCAUGGGCGCGUCAUUGCCGUCGACUUGGACGAUGUCCUCAGCAUGACGAACCAGGAGGCUGCCGACUGGCAUAACGAGACGUAUGGCUCGGACAUGAGCGUCAACCAAUUCUACUAUUAUCAUUGGUGGAAGAACCCUCACUGGGGUAAACCUCGCGACACGAUUCACAAGGUCAAGCAGAUGUACGCGACGGGGCGCGUGUACGCCGCGUCGCCCGUGCUCGGCGCGGCCGAGGGCCUGCAAAAGCUGAAGGACAUGGGAUACCGGCUCGUUGUCGUCACCGCUCGCGAGCGCGCCGAGCUCCCGCCGACGGAGGAGUGGCUGGAAAAGUACUUCCCUGACGUCUUCCACGACAUCGUGUGCACCGGCAGCUCGUUCACGUUCGUCGGAGAGGGCGGGCAUCAGAUCACGACCAAGAUGUCCAAGGUUCAGGCCUGCCAAGACCUCGGCGCCCAGGUCCUCAUCGACGACUCGAUCGAGAACGCGCUGAUCGUCGCGGGCGCCUCGCCUCCCAUCCCGGUGCUCCUCUUCGGCGAGCACCAGUGGAACAAGCGCGUCUCCGAAGUGCGGUCCUCUGCGCCCUCUAAAGCCGACGGGUCUUCGGCCGGUUCGGGGCAGGACGAGUCGGAACUGGACGUGACGCAGAUGAGCUUCGAAGAGCGGUUGCAGCGCGAGGGCGGGCACGAAUGGUGGAAGGACGAGGAGGCGUCCGCGCAGGAACAGAUCGCGCAGCGCCCGAUACACAGGGUCAAGAACUGGGACGAGGUCGUGCGAUGGGUCGAACAGAACCUUCAACCUAAGGACUCCUCAGGCUGAUCUCGCGUUAAUUGUGAGGCUUGCAGCAAUACACCCCACACCACAAGAAAUAUCGUGUAACGUCAUGAUAUAUUCUAGCCGUCAUUUUGGAGCCGUACAUGAAACAAGAGUGAUAAUGAUAUACAC